Cotesia glomerata is the source of this 1122-nucleotide messenger RNA. Its product is annotated as glutathione S-transferase 1-1-like. The record is from RefSeq and is a predicted model, not a curated record. NCBI's taxonomy places the organism in Eukaryota, Metazoa, Arthropoda, Insecta, Hymenoptera, Braconidae. Gene Ontology annotation, biological process: glutathione metabolic process. Gene Ontology annotation, molecular function: glutathione transferase activity. The transcript is spliced from 6 exons. The coding region runs from base 270 to 923 and encodes 217 amino acids.
GCCAAUGUAUUACUCCAACUCGCGACGUGUACGAGAACCAAUAUUUCCAUCGUAAUACGCCAACAGAUUUUUUUUUUUUUUUUUUUUUUCAUUUUUAAUCUUUUGCUUAUAUUAAAAAUAAAAAUAGUAAAAUAACUCUAAAGUUAAAUAUUCAAGAGAAACACAUUUUCAAUUUUCUCAACUUGUCUGCUCAAGCUAAUUAUUUUUGUGACCUUGAACUUGAGAAUUUAAAAACUCUUGACGUUGAAGAAAAUAAUAAACCAAGAAUAAUGACAAUCGAUUUAUAUUAUCUUUCUUUGAGUCCACCCUCACGUGCUGUUAUAUUACUUACUAAAGCGCUUGGCAUUCAUUUAAAUUUAAAAGUUAUUGACGUUUCCAAAGGUGAACAAUAUAAAUCGAAAUUUAUUAAGGUGAAUCCACAACACACAGUUCCGACCAUCGAUGACAAUGGAUUUAUUUUAACCGAAAGUCGAGCAAUAAUGGGGUAUCUUGUGGAUAAAUACGCUAAAAAUGAUUCUCUCUAUCCAAAAGAUCCUAAACAGAGAGGCAUAGUCGACGAGAGAUUGUACUUUGAUUUAACGCGUCUCUAUUACAACAUAUUCAACGCUUACAUCUUUGUUGCCUUUGGGAUGUCAAACUCCGUUGAUGAUGAUAAAGUUAAACAAAUAGCUCGUGGUUUUGAAAUUUUGAAUACAUAUUUAGAAAAUAGUGAGUUUGUCGCUGGAGAAAAUUUAACAAUUGCUGACUUUUCAAUAGUGAUAAGCGUUGGACUUGCUGAGAUUUUUGGGUUUGACAUAACAGCUUAUGAUAAUGUUGUUGAUUGGUACAAUCGCUGCAAAGAAGCCCUAGAAAAAUAUGGAUACGAAAAAGUUAAUGCCCCAGCUGAAUUAUUGGGCGAAUGGUUUCGAGCCAAUAGCCAAUAGUCAAUAGCCAAUUUUUAGGUUCUACUUUAUUAAUAAAAUUUUUUUUAAUUUUAUUAAACUUUACUAUUAAUUGUAGAUUGAGGAUUCUUAUCCGGAUAAAAGAAUUUUUAAUUCAAAUAUUUCUUUAUACUUUGUUGUAUUCUACCGUUAACGAGAUCAUUAAAGUUGGAUUAACAAAUUUACGGGACCAAUGUACCGU